Molecule: messenger RNA, 1152 nt
Organism: Kalmanozyma brasiliensis GHG001
Lineage: Eukaryota; Fungi; Basidiomycota; Ustilaginomycetes; Ustilaginales
Product: BNR repeat
Exons: 2
Coding region: 1-1152 (383 amino acids)
Source: RefSeq, a predicted model, not a curated record
AUGCGUUUCUUCACUCAGGCUAUGGGGCUUGUGAGCGUGGCGCUGUCGCUCAUCAGCGCCUCGCCACUUCAAAAGCGUGACUUUGGCCCGGUGACGAUUUACACGCCACCGAGCAACUACACUAGCGACCGCUCGCUCUACGCUCGGUCUCUCAUGCUCACCGUCAACGAUAACACUGGCACGCUUUUGUCUACCUGGGAGAACUACUCGGGCGGCAAGACGUGGUUCCCGAUCUACCGUUCGACGGAUCACGGCUACACGUGGUCACCCUUUUCGACAGUGACGGAUCAGGUCAACGGCUGGGGACUUCGCUACCAGCCAUUCCUGUAUGAGCUCAAGCAGAGCUUUGCCGGCUAUCCCGCGGGCUCGAUCCUCCUUGCAGGCAACUCGAUCCCCGAAGACCUCUCCAAGACGCAGCUGGACCUGUACAUCAGCACGGACAAGGGCAAGACGUGGAAGUUCCUCUCGCACAUUGCGGCCGGUGGCAAAGCGGUACCCAACAACGGCGAGACGCCUGUCUGGGAGCCCUUCCUGUUGGUCAACAAUGGGCAGCUAAUCUGCUACUACUCGGACCAGCGCGAUAGCGCAUAUGGGCAGAAGAUCGUGCAUCAGACGACGACGGAUUUGAAGAACUGGGGUGCGGUGGUCAACGAUGUUACCGAAUCUGCUUAUUCUGCUCGUCCCGGCAUGCCUGUUGUGGCACAGAUGGGCAAUGGGAACUACAUUAUGACGUUCGAAUACGGUGGAGCUCCCGAGGGCGAUUUCUCGGUGUACUACAAGAUUUCGAACGACCCGGCGAGCUGGGGCAACAAGGCGCAGCAGGUGCUCAAGGCGAACGAUGGAACUGUACCGCGCUCGAGCCCGUACGUCAUGUGGACGCCCAUUGGAUCGAGCGCCGGUACGACCGCAAAUGGCACCGUCGUCGUCAGCGCCUACUCGGACACAGGGCUGUACGUCAACCGCGCCAACGGCGCUGCCAAUGCCUGGACCCGACUCGCCGUAUCCAACGCCCCCGCGGCUUACUCGCGCGAGGUCACAAAGGGCUUCAACCCCAAGGACAUUGUCAUUCUCGGCGGCGGCUCGCUCGGCCAGGGCUCGACCAACCACGUCACCUUCAGCGCCAGAGACGUCAACGGCUGCAGCACCUGCUGA